GCGCUCCCGCUGGCCUAGUGAGCAGGCACGGCCUCGACAUGCAGAACGACGCCGGCGAGUUCGUGGACCUGUACGUGCCGCGUAAAUGCUCCGCGAGCAACCGCAUUAUUGGUGCCAAGGACCACGCAUCCAUCCAGAUGAAUGUGGCCGAGGUUGACAGGGUCACAGGCCGGUUUAAUGGCCAGUUUAAAAUCUAUGCUAUCUGUGGGGCCAUUCGAAGGAUGGGUGAAUCAGAUGACUCUAUUCUCCGAUUGGCUAAGGCUGAUGGAAUUGUCUCAAAGAACUUUUGACCAGAAGAGAUUGGGGAAUAUUUGUUAUAAAUAAAAGUGAGAAAGAAAA
This is a messenger RNA of Peromyscus eremicus (cactus mouse), 339 nucleotides long. RefSeq names its product small ribosomal subunit protein eS21. Gene Ontology annotation, biological process: translation; endonucleolytic cleavage to generate mature 3'-end of SSU-rRNA from (SSU-rRNA, 5.8S rRNA, LSU-rRNA); endonucleolytic cleavage in ITS1 to separate SSU-rRNA from 5.8S rRNA and LSU-rRNA from tricistronic rRNA transcript (SSU-rRNA, 5.8S rRNA, LSU-rRNA). Gene Ontology annotation, molecular function: structural constituent of ribosome. The record is from RefSeq and is a predicted model, not a curated record. Lineage: Eukaryota; Metazoa; Chordata; Mammalia; Rodentia; Cricetidae. Bases 39 to 290 code for a protein of 83 amino acids. Gene Ontology annotation, cellular component: cytosolic small ribosomal subunit; ribosome. The transcript has a single exon.